Molecule: messenger RNA, 228 nt
Organism: Paraglomus occultum
Lineage: Eukaryota; Fungi; Glomeromycota; Glomeromycetes; Paraglomerales; Paraglomeraceae
Source: the annotation of a GenBank genome assembly
AGCACUGGUGGAAGACCAUUAUGUAAAGAGUCUUCAAAAAUUGUCCAAGAAGAUACCUUUGACGGAAAGAUCAGCAUUAGGCAAUUUUACGUCUGUCUGGGAUGCCUUCAUAGUGAACUCAAUGAAAUAGCCAGCAUUCAUUCAACGUUUAUGAAAAAAAUUAAUGAAGAGGUUGAGGCACCCAUACGAGACAUAAGUACAUCCGAGGAUUGGGUGAAAGUGAAAGAA